AUAGAUUUUAGAUAUAAAUCAUGAUCUUGUAAGCUAGAGUGUAUUUGGAGAUUUUAUGAUAUGAGAGCAAAUUUGAUCUUCAGAUUGUGAUGGUAUCAGAUUGUGGUGUGAUAAGUUCCGAGCCUUGUGCAUUUGUGGGUCCCUCUCACGAGUGCACGGCGACUGUCGCGUCCCCGGAUUUGGGUUAUAGGGCGUGACAGAUUUUGUGGUAUCAAAGAUUAGGUUUAAAUUAAGAGCUUAGGAUUAAAUUAAGCGCCUCUAGAUUGAGUGGCAUCAGAGCAGAUUGAGUGGUAUCGAGCUUAGGUUUAAUUAAAUACCUAGGUUUAAUUGAAUACCUAGGAUUUGUUUAGAACUUGGCUAGCCAAUGGAUUUUAGAGCCGUGGUAAGAUGAGUGAUGGGGUUAUAUAAGGGACGAUUCUGAUUCAUGUUACCUGAAUUUUCUAAUCCAUUUUAAUGAGAUGGUAAUCUGAUUGUUCUUGUUUCCUACCUUCAUACCCUGUGUAGCUUCAUGAAAUUAAUUUUGUCCGCCAUGUUUUUAAGACCUUGUUUUGAAACUUGGUCUUUCUGAUAGUUUGCACUUGUUUAGACUUGUUACUUGAAUAUAAUUUUUUGUAUGCUCUUUUGCCACAAUCGUAAAAUCUGGGGAGUUGCAAAGAUCUUUUGCUAUUGAUCCUGUUGAUCUCUACAGCAUAACAGGUUGAGAAAUUUGUUCUGUUUGUCACAUGACCAGUGGAAGAUGGACAACCCUCUACCUUGUAAGAGAUUCAAGGCCAUUUAGAAAAUGUUGUGUUCUCUAGAUGCGUUUUAGGAGCUGGAUAACUCGGUAAUUUCGCUGCUCAUCAUCUUUUUGAAAGUCUUAUAGUGAAGUUUCACUUUUUCCAUUUGGAGCUUCAUGGUGUUUUCAUGUGGCUCAUUUUUCUAUAUUGGUUAAUCAAAAACAAUGAUCCAUUCAAUUGAAAUUGCCUUGUUUUUGUGAAGAUUGGCAAGCUGUCAUAAAGUUAAACUCUCUAUUGUUGCCAAUCUGUACAUUCUUGAUACUUGAAAAUUGCUUGAAACUCUUGAAAUCCGUCUUGAAUUUUUCUUGAAAUUGUUUUGUACUUAUUCUUGAAAUUGAA
Messenger RNA from Rubroshorea leprosula, 1115 nucleotides. NCBI's taxonomy places the organism in Eukaryota, Viridiplantae, Streptophyta, Magnoliopsida, Malvales, Dipterocarpaceae. The record is from the annotation of a GenBank genome assembly.